This is a messenger RNA of Octopus bimaculoides (California two-spot octopus), 2310 nucleotides long. Its product is annotated as rab11 family-interacting protein 4A. Gene Ontology annotation, biological process: regulation of cytokinesis; endocytic recycling. NCBI's taxonomy places the organism in Eukaryota, Metazoa, Mollusca, Cephalopoda, Octopoda, Octopodidae. Gene Ontology annotation, molecular function: calcium ion binding. The record is from RefSeq and is a predicted model, not a curated record. Gene Ontology annotation, cellular component: cleavage furrow; endocytic vesicle; recycling endosome membrane.
GGUCGCGUCGAAAAAGAUCUCAGAAGUAUAAAUAAACCUUAUAUUGGACCAUAUGUAAUUAAAGGUUGUGAACUAGUGAGUAAAUAAUAUAUCUUCCGGAACUCUCCGCUUAUUUCCGUUUCGUUGUGAACAUCAGUGGGCACUCUGUCGUCAUGAGGUGUCGUCAUAAUAAUGGGAUAGCGGAAUCUGUCGAUUAGGUACGUAGUGAAACGGAAACAGCCAUCACUGGCAGCAGCUGCUGUGUCUGGCUAAACAACUGUUUAGUAAUAGCACGUUAACCCAAUGUUAUGCAUACAUGAUAUGGACAACCAAACUAUUUCUAGCGCCGGUAGUUCAGAAUCUUUGAACAGACUUAAGACUGUGUUUGAAGUGUGUGAUGAGAAAAACGAUGGAUACAUUACAAUCGAGCAUUUCGAAAACUUGAUUCGCGAACAUUUUGGAGAGGGAGAAAGUGAGGAAUUACACGGAAUUAUUCAAUUCUUAGACCCUGAGAAAAAGGGCAAAAUUAACUUUAGUGACUUCUGUCAAGGUGUACAACGGAUAUUAUCAUUACAAGGUAACAAUCUUAUAAAAAGGAGUUGGUCAGAUGUAUCUGAUGAUGAAUUGAAUUUUGAAAAAAACGCUGAAUCUUCUGAGACCAGUACAAAUACUUAUGCUGAAUAUGAUAUCAAUACAGAUGAAGAUGCAUGCACUUCACUGAAUACUGAAUUUUUUCCAACUCCUGUUGGCAAUUUUGAUGUACAAUUACAAGUGGCUUCAGAAGAUGACAGAGAUAGUUUUAUCAGUGGCCGAUCAUCUGAAGUAACUGAAAAUAGUCGUCAUGACAUAACAGAUGAAGAUAACUAUGAAGAUUUUGGUGAAGGAGAAGAGUUAGAGUCUCAAUCAGAAGCCGACAUCCCAUCUCACACUAGAGGACAUAUUAACUGUGUUAACUGUAAAAAAGCUCGUCAUCGAAGAGAACUUUUGCCUCGUCAUCACAAGCGAAUCUGGCCCAAUAAACGUCUUAGUUCAGCUGCUUAUGCCAGUCAAUUACAACGAGCUAGUCGUAGCCCAUCUAGAAGAAAUAGUAUAGGUUCUGAUGAACUUAUUGAUGAUAUUGAUGGGAAUUUUGAAGUAUUAAAUGACAAAGUAAGAAGUCUUGAAAAGCAAAUUUCACUUUUGACUGAAAGCCAAAUGAAGAAUGAUGAUAAGCAUCAGAGAUUAAAAGAAGAAAACUGUAGUCUUAUUCAAAAUGAUAUCGUUUAUCGGGUUCACAUUUUGGAGGAGCAGCUCCGGGAGAUGGAAAUUCGGUCUGAUGAACAAGUAAAAGUUGAGCAAAGGAAACACAAGGAAUAUACAGGUCGGCAUGACCGAGAUAAAGCUGAACAGUUACUAUACUUAAGUCACAGAUUACAAGAUGUAGAUCGACAUUAUGAAACCACCAAGGAAGAAGCCGCCCGACUUAGAAGUGAAGUAGAGAAAUUAAAAUCGGAAAAGUUAGAAUUACAUGAUAAAUUAGCUGAAACUCAAUACUCUUAUGCCACAUUACUGGAAGACAAUGAAAAGCAGCAGGCUGAAAUGGCAACACAAAGUGACAAUUUUGAACAUGAACGUAAAGCAACUGCUCAGCUUCUUGACGAAUUAGGGAAAGAAUUAAAAGAACUUAGGCAAUAUAAAAUUGAAACUGAGCAUAUUCGUCAAACACAGAAAAAUGCAUUAGAAUUGCCAGACAAAUGUCGAGAAUUAGAAGAAGAAAUAAAGAAAUUGCAAGAGGUUUUACGGCAGGAGAAUCGUACUCUUCGGGAUUCUAAUGAUGAUUUAAAUGUUCAGUUAUUAAAUCGUUGUAUGGAGGAAGGUCGACGACUACUUAAGUAUAAUGGAGCCAUUUCACUAGCAGAUGAAAUUGAUAACUUAAGUAAAGAAGAGCUAAUGAAUGCUUUGAAAGAACAACAAGAUGUGAAUGAUCGCCUCAAGAAGUAUGUUGAUAAAAUCAUCCUUAAGAUAUUAGAGAAGAACCAGUCUUUACUUGAAAUCAACCAAUGAUUAAAAUGGUCUUUAUUUUAUCUUUAUUUUCACCAUGAAUAAUGUUGAGACAAUGGUACCAACAUCUCCAACUUCAACACAACUGCAGCACAUACCAAAAAAUAGCCCUCCAAAUUUACUCAUUUUCAGCAUUUCUUCAUUCUCUCCUUUAUCUUGAAAUUUUAAAACAUCGAUACUCAGAUAAGAGAAAAUGCUUUAAAUUUUUCAUAAAGAAUUUUCAAAUCAGGGUUAUUUUUUUUUAAAAAAAAAUCCCUAAACUGCAUUCAAUAAAGACUUUACCUUCAGGAA